Molecule: messenger RNA, 897 nt
Organism: Impatiens glandulifera
Lineage: Eukaryota; Viridiplantae; Streptophyta; Magnoliopsida; Ericales; Balsaminaceae
Exons: 3
Coding region: 105-473 (122 amino acids)
Source: RefSeq, a predicted model, not a curated record
UUAGUUCAGCAACAGAUCAUCUUCAUCAUCAACAUUUCAUUUGGAUUUAAAGGAAAGAAGAAGAGAAAACAAAGAAUGAAGGAAUAUGGAUUAUCUGGUUUUGGAUGAACUUGAAGAUGAGAAAAGGAAUGGAUGAUGAAGUGCUUGCCGGUUUUGCACGACGUACAAGGAAAAGACGUGAUACCCAUGAAUCAAAUGGACCUGUAAGUCAAGAGGAGGGGGAGACCUCUAGAGCGGUAACAAUUGAGGAUAUCGUUAGAGUUAUGUCAGGAAUAGCACAACAGCAUACACCGACAAAUAAGUUUGCUGAAUUCAAGAAAUUGGCUCCACCAUACUUUGAUGGUAGCAGCGAUCCGCUAAAAGCUGAUAAGUGGAUAAAAGAGUUGGAGAAGUUCUUCGAUGUACUCAAAUGUGACGAUGCGGAAAAGGUACGAUUUACAAUAUUUCAGUUACAAGGAAAUGCAAGCGACUAGUGGGAGUUGGAGAAGCAAACUUACGAGCGCGAUACAAGUACACUCUCAUGGGAUACAUUUAAGAAAGCUUUUUACAACACCUACUUUCCCAAGAGCUUGAGGCAAGAGAAAGAGAUGGAAUUCAUAAAUCUGAAACAGGGGAAUAUGACUAUUACUGAAUAUCAAGCUCGGUUUGUGGAAUUAGCAAAGUUUGCUCAAUCAUGGAUGGGAAGUGAGACUACGAAGGCGAGAAAGUUUGAAAUGGGGUUGAGUCCCCACAUUAGGCAAGUUGUGGUUCCUUUUGAGCUUAACACUUUCAUUGAGGUGGUUGAUAAGGCACGAUUGAUUGAAAGGGAGUUGGGUAUUAUGAGAAGGAUGGAUGAGGCGAACUCGAAGAAAAGAGGUCAUCAAAGUGCCAAUGAAGGAAGUCGAAACUCAUUCCAGA